Poecilia reticulata (guppy) is the source of this 3850-nucleotide messenger RNA. RefSeq names its product tripartite motif-containing protein 16-like. NCBI's taxonomy places the organism in Eukaryota, Metazoa, Chordata, Actinopteri, Cyprinodontiformes, Poeciliidae. The record is from RefSeq and is a predicted model, not a curated record. Gene Ontology annotation, molecular function: protein binding; zinc ion binding.
UGCUGGUUGGAGACGCAGAGAAAAUCAGUCAAAGUGAGAGUUGGCUAACAAACAAACUGUGAUUACCUACCAAGGUUCAAUUUCCCAAGCAACACCUGCUGUCUGAUCCUGCCUGACCUGUAGACUCGAGGAUUUACUGAAGCAGAACCUGCCUGACAUCAUGAAGUAGGCGAAAAGAUCUCAAAAAGCAACAUGUUGAUCUCUGAUCUAAGAAAUUCAAGGAAGUCAUUUACAUCAGUCUGGAAAAGGUUGCUGAGACAUUUUUUCUGGGACUCCAGUAGUCUGGCCAUCACCUUCAUAUACAAUUAGAUUUUCAUCUGCCUUCAGUGCUCUGUCUGGGAUUUCUCCCAUUGAGCUAAAUUUUAGCUGGUUGAGGAAGAAGGAGUUGUCAAUUUUCUGUGCGGUUUUAGAAUUGCAGAGUUGUGGAUUAGCAACGGCAGCAGAUGAAGUGAACCAAACAGUUCAGCCCAUGUUGGCCACGCCUCCAAAUGUUGACCAACAAGAGGAUCGUCAGACAUUUUAUUGCUGGGAAAGAAGUUUGUUAGGCUCGUCACUUCUCUCUGGGCAGUGAGCGAUGUCUGAUUAAAGCACACAUAGUUUCCGGUAAACGCCAUCGAUCUGGCGUGUUCCAUUAUGUCACAGCCAAACAUUAGCGAUUGGGUUAACAGUCACACAGACAGAUUCACAGACCCGCUGUAUGAAGCAAAACAGAGAACAAGGAGCUGUUUUUACUGGGCUGGGACUCCAGAGAACCAAGAGAGAACCAUGAUCCACACAUGGAGAAAAGAUGAGUGGAGAACCUUCCCAGGAGAGGAAGACCGACCAAAAUGAGUCCAAGAGUUGACUCAUGGAGAGGAUCAGAGGAAAAAACAGAAAAACAUCUAAACCUCAGCAGUUCCUGCCAGCUGUGUUUCCAUAACAUCGAGUAAAGGAAACAUCUUGAUGAUCUCAGGAGUCACGUUACAUCUGGUGGGACGUAGUACCAGAACACGGUGGUGGUAGUGUGAUGGUCCGGGGCUGGAAAGACUGAAUGGGAUAAAAUCUGAAAAAUUUAUAUGAAUCUUUUUAUCAUAUUAAUAAUUGAUGUAAUACUUUUAAAGUGGUUCUAAUGCAGCAGAUGAGCAACAUCGGCAUCAGGACAUUUCGGCCUGAAGGUUUCUGAGCAGAAUGAGGGACUGAUGCUUCCUGGCACUAAAUAUCAGCUUAAUAAAACCCGACUGCAUGUCGUCAGAAACGCACGGCAUGUGAGGUCAAAGGUUUAUGGGAGGAGAGUAUCAAGCAGAUGAGGUUGUUCUCCCUGUCCUUGUUUGACGGGUGAUUUGUUUGAGCUGCUGCUUGGUUUUACCAAUGAGCAGAGAGCUGUGAAGGUCCGACUGGAUGAUUAUCUGAGACAGCGGCCCUGUCACUCACCUGGGAGCUGAACGCCACCGCCUGCUAACCUGCACGCCUUCAGGUUUGGAUGUCUUAUCAGCCUGAAAGACCACUCAGGUCCUCUGGAUCCCCAGGAUUCAGUUUUUAUGCUUCUCUAAUCUGGAACAAACUUCUACAAAACAGCCGAAACACUGAGUUCCUUUAAAUCAAGGCUAAAACCCCCCAAAAGCUGCUUUUGAUUAGUAGUAGGACAUUGAUCAACAUAAUCAAUGUGUAUUUGCUUGAUGGCAUUUGAUAAACUGCCAUGUUUAUUGCUCGUUUCAUAAUUUAUGACUGUGUGUUUUUAUGAUGUGAAGUACUUUGAACUGCCUUGUUGCUGAAACCUGAUACACAGAUAAACGUGGCCUGACUUACGCCGUUCAUUUGGUUAGUCAUCUUCCAGACCUUUCUUAACCCUGAUAUUUCUCCCUCUUCUUCCUGCUCAAACACACCUUGAAGCUGGGAGGAACCAACACCUGCUGAAGGUGAAAACUGAUUGGCUGCAGCCUCUCUGUAUUGACACCUGAUUUACAGAUCAGAGCUCAACCCUGUUUCUCUCAGGAAGUGAAAAUCACAGUCGCUGUGUCUGAGAGCAGAAAUGGAGCAGAAUCAGCUGGACAGAGAAACUUUCUCCUGUUCGAUCUGUUUGGAUCUACUGAAGGAUCCGGUGACGAUUCCCUGUGGACACAGCUACUGUAUGAACUGUAUUACAGACCACUGGGAUACAGAGGAUCAGAAGGGAAUCCACAGCUGCCCUCAGUGCAGGGAGACGUUCACACCCAGGCCUGUGCUAAAGAGGAGCACCAUGCUAGCAGCUUUAGUGGAGCAGAUGAAGAAGACUGGACUCCAAGCUGCUCCUGCUGACCACUGCUAUGCUGGACCUGAAGACGUGGCCUGUGAAAUCUGCACUGGGAGGAAACUGAAAGCCAUCAAGUCCUGUUUAGUCUGUUUGGUUUCCUACUGUGAGAAUCACCUCCAACCUCACCUUGAUGUCCCUGGACUGAAGAAUCACAAGCUGGUGGAGCCGUCCAACAACCUGCAGGAGAACAUCUGCUCUCAGCAUGAUGAGGUGAUGAAGAUGUUCUGCCGCACCGAUCAGAAAUGUAUCUGUAGUUUCUGUUUAAUAGAUGAACAUAAAGGCCAUGACACAGUGUCAGCUGCAGCCGAAAGGACUGAGAAGCAGAGAGAGCUGGAGGAGAGACGAGGAAACAUCCAGCAGAGAAUCCAGGACAGAGAGAAAGAUGUGAAGCUGCUUCAUCAGGAGGUGGAGGCCAUCAGCCACUCUGCUGAUAAAACGGUGGAGGACAGUGAGAAGAUCUUCACUGAGCUGAUCCGUCUCCUCCAGAAAGGAAGUUUUUAUGUGAAGCAGCAGAUCAGAUCCCAGCAGGAAACUGAAGUGAGUCGAGUCAAAGAUGUUCAGGAGAAGCUGGAGCAGGAGAUCAGUGAGCUGAAGAGGAAAGACGCUGAGCUGGAGCAGCUCUCACACACAGARGAUCACAACCAGUUUCUCCUCAACUACCCCUCACUGUCACCCAGGGAGUCUAAAGGUCCAUCCAGCAUCAACAUCCGUCCUCUGAGACACUUUGAGGACGUGACAGCAGCUGUGUCAGAGCUCAGAGACAAACUACAGGACGUCCUGAGAGACUCAUGGACAAACAUCUCACUGAUGGUCACUGGGGUGGAUGUUCUACUGCCAGAACCAGAACCAAAGAGCAGAGCUGGAUUCUUAAGAUAUUCAUGUGAAAUCACACUGGAUCCAAACACAGCAUACAGAUAUCUGGUGCUAUCAGAGGGAAACAGGAAGGUGACACUUAUAAAGCAACCUCAGUCUUCUUCCAGUCACCCAGACAGAUUCACUAAAUAUUCUCAGGUUCUGAGCAGAGAGAGACUGACUGGACGUUGUUACUGGGAGGUGGAGUGGAAAGGAAUAGUUUCUGUGGCCGUUGCAUACAAGAACAUCAGCACAGCAGAGCAGAGGAAGAAAUGUGGAUUUGGAGGUAAUGACUUAUCGUGGGCUUUAGAUUGUUCCAGUUCUAAAUUUGGUCACAACAACAUCUGGACUGACGUCUCAGGUCCAGUUUCCUCCAGAGUCGGAGUGUACCUGGACCACAGAGCAGGUCUUCUGUCCUUCUACAGCAUUUCUGAAUCCAUGACUCUGAUCCACAGAGUCCAGACCAGAUUCACUGAGCCGCUGCUGGCUGGAGUUACAGUUGGUUGGUUCGGAGCCUCGGCAGAACUCUGCAAACCCAACUAGCCUUCCUCUGUUCUCUCUGGUUGUUGGUCAGGGUUGAUUUCUCUGAUGUCUCUGCUGUUCUGUACUUUGUUUUUUCUGGUUUAAAUGUUCUCAUCACUGCUGAUGUGUUGAUGGAAAUAAAAUGGAAAUUUGAAUAGCAGUGCUAAUGUUAAAUCAUAAUUGUAAAAAAUUAUAAACAAAUAUUAA